UAUCACUGCAGCGCAGCACUCCCGGCCUCCGACGCGCUCCUUGUUUCCCGCCGUCAUGUCCAAGCGCAUCCGCAUCUUCACGUCCGAGGACGUCGCCGCCCACAGCACCGCCCAGAGCUGUUGGGUCACCCGUAACGGCAAGGUUUACGACGUAACGAACUUCCUCGCCGACCACCCGGGUGGAGACGACCUCAUCCUCAACUAUGCCGGGAAGGACGUGAACGAGAUCAUGCGCGACCCACAGGAGCACGACCAUUCCGACUCCGCGUACGACAUGUUGGACGAGUGCUUCAUUGGGAGGCUGGGCACCCCCGAGAUGAUCGUGAGCGACGACUGGGUCCCGGACGAGAACUUCCACCCAGAGAACACGGACGUCGCUGCCGACUUUGAAAAGAACGAAUUUCUCGACCUUCGCAAGCCUCUGAUGCGCCAGGUCUGGGAGGCGAACUGGUCAAAGUCCUACUACCUGCAGCAGGUCCACCAGCCCCGCCACACUCCGGAGUCCCCGCGUCUCUUCGGGCCUGCCUACCUUGAGAUAUUCACCCGGACGACUUGGUAUGUCGUGCCCGCAUUCUGGUUGCCCAUCGCGGGCUACAUAUUCGUUCGCUCGCUGGUGCAAUACACCCUUGGGGGCAACUCCCUGCCGCUCUUCACCCAAAAUCCUUUGGCGCCGCUGAAGCUCUUUUUGGCGAUUCACAUCCCUGCUUCCGCUGUGGUGAAGACGACGUUGUGCUUCUUCCUCGGCAACUUUGUGUGGACCGUCCUGGAGUACAUUUUUCACCGCUUCCUAUUUCACGUCGACAAGUAUCUCCCGGACAACUCUGUCGGGAUCACGCUGCACUUCAGCAUGCACGGCAUCCACCAUUACUUGCCCAUGGACCGCCUGCGGCUUGUUAUGCCUCCUGUGCUCUUCGCGACGCUCUCCUUCCCAAUGACACAGCUCGCACAUGCACUCUUCCCACCGGCUAUGGCGAACGGCGUUAUCGCCGGUGCCUUCGUGUUCUACGUUCUGUAUGACUGCAUGCACUACGCACUGCACCACACGAAGCUACCGGCAUAUGUCCGCGAGAUGAAGAAGUAUCACCUUGCGCACCACUACAAGAACUUCGAGCUCGGCUUCGGUGUGACAAGCAAGAUCUGGGACUACGUGUUCAACACUGUGCUUCCCAUGUAAGCUCAGCCGGGCGUUCUUCGCAUUGGUGGGCAGGGGGGCAGUCAACGGGCAGGAGUGCCGGUUGUACAGCAUCGUCGUUCGGGGACUGCGUUUGCAGAUUUACAGAGUACAUUACUAUUCCGCCUUCGCCGUCGUUGACGCUCUAGUUAUUGACAUGGCUCGGCUUGUUGGACUCUACAGAGUUCGACGAUAGCCUUUGUCGUAAUGGAUUAUACACACCCACAUUCACUGCUGUGUGCUCGCUUGCAUUUUUAACAUUCAUGACGACGCCGGCGCAGCCGCUCUCAGUGCUAGUCUGAGU
Rhodofomes roseus is the source of this 1475-nucleotide messenger RNA. Its product is annotated as oxidoreductase. Gene Ontology annotation, cellular component: membrane; endoplasmic reticulum. Lineage: Eukaryota; Fungi; Basidiomycota; Agaricomycetes; Polyporales; Fomitopsidaceae. Gene Ontology annotation, biological process: fatty acid metabolic process; lipid biosynthetic process. The record is from RefSeq and is a predicted model, not a curated record. Gene Ontology annotation, molecular function: fatty acid 2-hydroxylase activity; iron ion binding; heme binding. The coding region runs from base 56 to 1174 and encodes 372 amino acids. The transcript has 5 exons.